CAUGUGAUCGUGUGAUUAUUAUAUUAUUAUUAUAUUUUUUUUUGCAUAAUAUAUAUUUUUUUUUAAUUUUGAAAAUAUCAAUUUUGUGUUUUUAACUAUCAAUUCUCUUUUAAAUCUCUUCAUUCUAAUCACUUCAAAAUUGUCUAAAAAUUGCCAUCAAACGAUAACAUUAUUCUCGACAGUUUACUUUCGCUCCAUUCACAUCUAAACAUGUUUACAUAAUUAUUAUGCACACGUUUUUGUAUUCGUAGGUACAUGCGCAACAUAUAUUUCGUUGAUACAUAAAUUUUUGUUCCCGUGGUUAGUGCCAAACACGAAAUGGACCGAAGACCAUCGUCUUACAAAUCACGUCCAUCRUCGUCCAAACCAUCAGGACCUAGUUGUGUGAUAUGUUUUAAAAUUCAAUCAAUUUAUUCAAUUGGUACUUGUGAUCAUCCUGUAUGCUAUGAGUGUUCAACUACUAUGCGAGUACUCUGCGAUCAGAAGGAGUGUCCGAUAUGCAGGCGAAUUCUAACCAAGGUUAUUUUUACCAAAGAUGAGUUGAAUUUGUUUAAAAAUUUGGAYGAUCGUCCAUAUCCCCGUUAUAACAAAAAGUAUGGCAUUGCGUUUGGUGAUCUUUCAGUGGAAAACGCCUUUGACCAACUUCUGCGUUGCAGUUGUAAAAAAUGUUAUGAUCAUCCAGAGUUUACAGCAUUUGAACAAUUAGUAACUCACAUGGAACGAAACCAUCGUCUUUAUGCUUGUCGUCUAUGUGUGAACAAUUUAAAGAUAUUUCCAAGUCAGAGACGUUGGUAUAACUAUGAUGAGUUAACUAGACAUGAAGAAUGUGGAGAUCCCGAUAAUACGUCUCACCGAGGUCAUCCUGAAUGUCAAUUUUGUAAAGUACGUUACUUAGACAAAGACGAGCUUUAUAAACAUCUAAGAAAAGAGCAUUUCUAUUGUCAUUUUUGCGAUGCUGAUGGUAUUCAAGACUACUACAUGACAUAUGAAUGGUUGAGAAAACAUUAUUAUGACAAACACUACCUUUGUGAAGAGGGAAAUUGUAUUAAUGAACAAUAUACAUCAGUUUUUCGUACAGCAAUCGAUUUACAAGCUCAUAAAGCUCAAACCCACAGCAGAGAUUUGGKAAAACAUGGAUACAAGGAAGCGCGUACUUUAAAACUUGAGUUUACCUUACGACCGCGACACAAUCCGACCGUUGAAGCAGGUAGGCCAAACCAAUACCAACCGCCUCGACCCCGCCAUUCGCCAUCUGAUUAUUCAUACAACAAUAACAACAACAACUAUCAAGAGUCAUCGGCGACCUCAUCGGAUCGCGCGAUCAACGUACGCAACACKGCAGACUUCCCAUCGCUGAAUGGUCAGCAUACGACUGUGUURCCAUGUGCCCGCACCAGGAAACAAAACCAAUCGGUUAACACACGAGAUUUACAAUCGUUUCCGGCCUUGGGUCAAGACCCGCAGCCACCGGUGGCGCCCAAGGCCCAAAAACCAGCGAUGAACAACAUCCGAAUGGCUGCGRUGCUAAAGAAGCCAGCGGAACCUCCUAAACCAGACCGAAACAAAGACGCCAAGACGCCUUCAGGUCCACGGUUGCCCAAUCAGGCCAGAGACUUUCCGUCGCUGGACAGCAACCAAAACCACCAGUCACAGCAGCAGCAACAAAACCUGCAACAUCCCAGAUUGACUGCCAACAAGGAGAUGACGACGGCCAGCGGUUCGAGCGGUGGCAGUUGGGUGUCUAAAGCAAAGACGGGAAACGAGAGUGACAAAAAAAAAGUUAAAAAAGAACCAGCUGCCAUUAAGAAGAAAAUAGCUGAGGCUCCAAAGGUUCCAGGCCCGUCGGACUUUCCAAAUUUAAACAAAAAAUAUGAACCGUCCAAGAGCAACCUGGCCAAGUUGGGUGGCAACAAGAAGAAAUCAGAAAACUCGAAGAAAGUUGUGCCAGCAGAAAACAACGUCAAUGGCAGUGGUAACGGUACUGCACAAAACGGGAAGAAAAACAUCCAAACCGUGGACACCAACGGCAGCAAUAAGGAAAACCACAACAAUAAGUCCAAUACAAAAACCGUCGACGCGGUGCAAAUGUGCAACGGCGAAGUGUCAUGCAAGACAGCCACGACUAGUUCAACAAAUAAGGCAGUCACUAGCAAAACUGAAGUGAUAAAGUCCGUCGCCGCAGCCCCGACAGAAGUWCCGAAAAGAGAGCAAUCCAAGAAGAAAGAGUCUGCUGCGGUCGGUCGACCAUCGGCGCAACCUGAUGAAGAAUCCGUGUCAGACGCCAACAACCCAAAAGAAAAAAAAAAAAGGAAAAAAAACGAAAAUCGAGGAGAACAACAACCUACCUCAACCGGCGGACCUCAACAACAAGAAAAUAAUCACCAACAACAGCUUCAGAACAAUUGUAUCAAAACGUCGACGCCGAAAAUACCACCGGGCUUCGAGAACGCUUACCAACAGCAGCAACAACAGAUCAAAGCACCCCCCGGGCUAUCUGGUAACCGUGGACCAUCCCACGCAGCACAAAACCAUCAUCGGAUCAAAGCACCGCCCGGUCUGUCGUUGACUGACAGCAGUGGCGACGGUGGUAAACCAUUCGAGUACUUGCAUCCGGCCGACUCUUCCGUCCGGAACAAAGUGCUUAUCAACAACCUGAUGGCCUCGCUCAUACCUGUCCACGAUGAACGUUUCGACACUUUCGAAAAGUUCAAAGAGAUGUCCACGCUGUUCCGCAAACACGUCAUCACCGCGUUUGAUUUCUACUCGUACUGUGUCGAAGCACUGGCCCCGUACAGCUUUGAGUCCGUGUUCCAAGAACUCGUGUUGUUGUUGCCUGAUAUCCAAAAGCAACAGGUACGUACCGACAUGUAACAUUAAUUAUGAUAAAAUUA
This is a messenger RNA of Diuraphis noxia (Russian wheat aphid), 2891 nucleotides long. RefSeq lists its product as uncharacterized. Gene Ontology annotation, molecular function: ribosome binding; ubiquitin protein ligase activity. Gene Ontology annotation, biological process: protein ubiquitination; rescue of stalled cytosolic ribosome. The record is from RefSeq and is a predicted model, not a curated record. Lineage: Eukaryota; Metazoa; Arthropoda; Insecta; Hemiptera; Aphididae.